Molecule: messenger RNA, 722 nt
Organism: Rhinichthys klamathensis goyatoka
Lineage: Eukaryota; Metazoa; Chordata; Actinopteri; Cypriniformes; Leuciscidae
Gene: mrpl22
Product: mitochondrial ribosomal protein L22
Exons: 7
Coding region: 23-652 (209 amino acids)
Biological process (GO): ribosome assembly; translation
Cellular component (GO): ribosome; mitochondrial large ribosomal subunit
Molecular function (GO): structural constituent of ribosome
Source: RefSeq, a predicted model, not a curated record
CGGACAUCUUUAAACAAUCAAUAUGGCGGCCUCCGCAGUGACAUGGGCUGGUUUAGCCUCCAUUGGUCGUGCUUGUGGACAUAUUCGCUCUAGGUUGCUUGGAUCUUCCUCUACAUUACCACAAGUGUCAUGUCUUCACACAAGCCCAGAGUUAAACAGCAAACACUGGGAAAGGAGAAAUCUGACUGUAUAUCCACCACAACAGAAAGAUGAACCACGCAGACCAGCUGAGAUCCAUCACUGCAGACGUCAGAUCAAAUACAGCAAAGACAAGAUGUGGUACUUGGCUAAAUUGCUCAGAGGUAUGACCAUUGACCAGGCACUCACUCAGCUCGAGUUCAACGACAAGAAGGGAGCUAAAAUAAUCAAAGAGGUUCUUUUGGAAGCUCAGGAAAUGGCGAUCAAGAAUCAUAAUGUGGAAUACAAAUCAAAUCUAUAUAUUGCUGAGUCGUUCUCUGGCAAAGGAAAAUACCUGAAGCGCAUUCGUUAUCAUGGACGUGGCAUGUUCGGCAUCAUGGAUAAAGUGCACUGCCACUACUUUGUAAAGCUGGUUGAGGGGGUGCCGCCCAACGUCGAGCAGAAGACCGGAUUCGACCAGGCCAAGGAGUAUGUGGAGCAACUGAGGAACCGAACAAUUAUUCACUCACUGUAGUGUAAAAUUAACAUUGUUAUUGUGUUCAUGUAAAUAAUAAUUGAAGAAUAAAGAAAUCAUGCCAAGCACA